UAGCAGCUUGUCUCAUAUGUACAGCCUGUAAUAGGUAUCCAGGUUCCAGACUGUGUGGAAUUAACUAGUUUCUUUACAGCUCACUCUUAGUUUAUGAAUCUGAUGAAAUGUCAUUCUUAACAUUACAGGCUUUAUUUGGAGAACACUGCCGUUCCACAUUCAGCUUUUAAUAAGAUGACAAUCCACGAAUUAGACAAUCACAGUGCUCUUUAAUGUGGUACUUGAUGGACUUAUUAUGAAAGGUGAAUCAGAACUCUUUGAGAAGCUCGGGAGAUAAAUCAUUUCCUUCAGUCUGAUUAAGUUAUGUUCCUCCGAAAGUUAUUUGUCAUGCCCGCAUCUACGUUUGGGCUUCGUCUCUCUCAGAAAUUCAUAUUUUUAUUAUUUUUAUCUGCAUUUGUUACCUUUUGCAUUGGAGCAAUUUUCUUUCUGCCUGAUUCGGCUCGAUUGAAAAGGAUUUUUUUACCCCAGGCUGAAAGCCAAAAGUUGGACAGUGACUUAGAGAAGACAAGCAAACGGGUAAUUAAGAAAUCAGAGGAGACAGUGGUUAAAAAACAUGAAAAGUUAAAAGGCUCUUCUGUGCACCAAACAGGAGAUGGAGGGACCGAGGGAAGGCAAACAGGUCAGCGAAUAUUUGGGAAAGAUGGACAGCUGAAUGUGAAAGGUGACCAAACUCUUUCCACACAGGGGGAUGCCACUUCCAGGGAGCGAAAUGCACAGGGACAGUCUCAGGCACCAUGGAGUGACACUGAUCAACUGCAAGCAAUGGAGGCCACAACUACUGCUCAUCAGAAUAAAUGGAUAUCUGCUGGGGGGCUUGAUUAUAAGGAAUUUCACAGAGGGCAGCGUAAUCCACCUCUGGGAGUUGCUGGGGGUAAACCACAUGACUCUGAGACCCAGAAGAGAAGAGAGAAAGUAAAAGAGAUGACAAAGUUUGCAUGGGAUAAAUACAGAGAAUAUGCUUGGGGAAAGAAUGAACUGAGGCCGCUAACUAAAAGUGGACACAUUGGCAACAUGUUUGUGUUUUAG
Messenger RNA from Protopterus annectens (West African lungfish), 1026 nucleotides. Its product is annotated as mannosyl-oligosaccharide 1,2-alpha-mannosidase IC-like. Lineage: Eukaryota; Metazoa; Chordata; Ceratodontiformes; Protopteridae. Gene Ontology annotation, molecular function: mannosyl-oligosaccharide 1,2-alpha-mannosidase activity; calcium ion binding. Gene Ontology annotation, cellular component: Golgi membrane; endoplasmic reticulum; extracellular exosome. The transcript is spliced from 3 exons. The coding region runs from base 304 to 1026 and encodes 240 amino acids. Gene Ontology annotation, biological process: carbohydrate metabolic process; N-glycan processing. The record is from RefSeq and is a predicted model, not a curated record.